AUGUCUGCAAUGGUCCUCGUUUCGCUAUUCGCAGCCUCAUGGCUUCUGAGACUGUGCUGCCCAGCUACAACAGAGCCACUGCAAUCAUCGUGGAUUGUAACCACAGAGGAGGCAAGUUCCCUGUCUGUGGCUGAUAAUGAACUGCAAACAUCAUAUAUCGGCCCCCAGCCAACAAUCUACGGAGAAACGACUGUCACAGGGGACGGAACAGAGCCCCCAGUGACAGACCAGAAUGGGCUUACCACACUUCUGUUGUAUAAAGAGUAUGAUUCCGGAACAAAAUUACACUCAACGGACAAACCAGAAUCAGAAAACGACUCGUCCGUGUUUCAAAAUAAGGUUUCCAAUCCAAAAUGUACUUCAGCCAAUGAGAAGUGCAGCUUAGUCGUAAAUGUGCUACACGUGCGCUCUGACAUAAAAUACCGGUAUGCUAGAACUGUGGUCUACAGUAAAAUUGGAAAUGCAGGGAAUACCUCAAACCAGGCAACAUUCAGUGUGACACUGCCUGACACAGCUUUCAUCACCAAAUUCUUUAUUGAAAUGGGUGGAAAAGUAUAUGAAGCAUAUAUUAAGAAAAAGGUCCAAGCAGAUAAAGAAUAUCAGGAAGCUUUGGAGUCUGGUCAUACUGCAGCACAUGUCAGUGCCAGUGUACGAAAUUCUAACACAUUUGAGGUGUCUGUGAAUGUGGCAGCAAGAAGUAAAAUAGCCUUCAAUUUGACUUAUGAAGAGUUGCUGACUCGACAGCUGUCUGUUUACCACCACACCAUCUCUCUCACACCCAGACAGGUUGUGCAAGAUCUUAAUAUAGACAUAUUCAUUCAGGAAAUAAGAAAUAUUACACUUCUAAAUGUAACAACUUUUGAGGAUGGAGGGAAAUCAGAAUCAGAAGGGGAUGGAAUCUUGGUGGAAUACCUGUCUCCACUGUCAGCUCAUGUGCACUAUGCCCCAGGUGAAAGAGAACAACAGAAUCGACUGGAGUUUGGAUUGCAGCAGCUCACUGUUGAAUAUGAUGUAGACAGAUCAAUAAAUCCUGCAGGUGACAUCAUGCUCAUGGAUGGAUACUUUGUGCACUUCUUUGCCCCUGAAGAUGUUCCUACACAGCCAAAACAUAUAAUCUUCGUUCUAGAUACAAGUGGUUCCAUGUGGGGUUCCAAGCUUCAGCAGCUUCAGCAGGCUAUGUACUCCAUCCUUGACAGCCUUAGGAGCAAUGAUUAUUUCAGCAUCAUUCAGUUUGGCACAAAUGUCAUGGAAUGGUCAAGUCGUCCACAAGACAUAGUUGGACUCAGUAGAUACAGCAUGACACAUGAGGCCACAGAGACCAAAAUCACUAAAGCCAAACAGUUCAUUAAAUCGAUGGAAGCUUCUGGUGGCACAAAUAUCAGUGGAGCACUGAGAAAGGCACUGCAGCUGGCUGCUAAGCAACAAUAUGGCUUUCCUGAAAAAAUGGGUGAAAACUUGAAUUUAGGAUCACAAGGUCAACCACAGCCAAUGCUGGUGUUCUUGACAGAUGGAAUUGCAACUGUUGGUGAAUUGCUGACAUCUAGAAUCUUGGCACAGGCACGAGCUCUCAACUCAGAAAUCGGGGCACCCAUAUUCAGCCUUGCUUUUGGUGAUGCAGCCAAUUUCAGAUUCCUGAAAAAGCUAUCCCUGCAAAAUCAUGCAUUUGCCAGGAAAAUUUAUGAAGCAUCUGAUGCAGCACUGCAGCUUCAGUCAUUCUACAAUGAAAUAGCAUCUCCUUUGUUGGCAAAUGUCUCUUUCACUUAUCUGGACAGCAAAGUAGACAAGGUCUCACUCACCACUAACCAUUUUCAUUCGUACUAUGGUGGAAGUGAAAUAAUAGUAGCUGGAAAAGUCAGCAGUUCUAACAAGGGUCAGCAGGAUGAAGAUCUGGGAGCACAGGUCUAUGCUUGGAAUGGAGUUGAGCACAAGGAUGUGUUAUACAAGCCCCUAUUCACUUCUACAAAUAACCCAACUGAGCGACGAAGAGACAAUUAUAUUGGGUCACUAGAACGAUUGUGGGCAUAUCUCACAGUGCGUCAAUUGCUAGAUGAACAUCUGGCCUCCAUUGAUGAAGGCAAUGAUCCUGUGAACUUGUUUGCAGAGAAACAAACACACCAUGAAGACUGCAGUCCAAAGGCAAAGGCCUUGAGCCUGGCUUUAAAGUAUGGAUUUGUGACACCACUCACAUCUCUGGUUGUGGUGAUACCAAAGAAUGGUUCUGAAGGUGGGGUGUCUGAGCUGGUGAGAGAUCGUGUUGGCAGCAAUGAGCUUGAUCCAGUUCCAUUUUUAGAGUCAACACCUCUUCACAACAAAAUCAUGCCCAUGUUGCCCGUUCAUUUCCGGCCACCGGCGCUGGCCAUUAAUCCCAUGGAAGAACUUUCUACAGAUCUUCCUGUUACAACAACCAGUGCUCUUAAUGGUUUGUCCCAAGCAACUAACUACACACUGACAGAUGUAUCAUGGCUGUUAGACUACAUUGAUUCUGAGAAUCGAAUCACUGUGGCAACCAAUUACAGCCUGAUGAACAACUCAACCUUCCUGAUUGGUGAAUUUCCCACAAGUUUAGAGGCCCCUGAGAAUACAGAAGACUGUACUACCCCUGGUGGAGAGAUUGGGAGUUGUCGCAGCUUGCCAACUUGUGUGCAGGCAGAAUUUAUGGAUGAUUAUGAGACUUUUCUCAAGUACUUUUGUGCCAUUGGAAGAUAUGCUGGUGUUUGCUGUCCAUAUCGUAUCUUAAUUUACGACAUUUCACUCACAACUGGAUUACCAGCCAUGGAUUAAAUAUCAAUGUAGGAAAUGUUUAACAUCACGUGAUCUGAAAAAGGAAGACUUAUCUUAUUGCUGGAGUUUCAGUAUAUAUUGUCUCCUACUGACUCCAGAAUUCUAAUAAGGUUGAAGUGGAACUUCAAUUGGAUUCUUUCGUGGGCUUUAAAAUCAUAUUUCUGGAAAUUCGUUUUGUUCUUUGCAUUCAGAGCAUGAAUAAAUGAGUAUAGACGAG
Molecule: messenger RNA, 2998 nt
Organism: Cryptotermes secundus
Lineage: Eukaryota; Metazoa; Arthropoda; Insecta; Blattodea; Kalotermitidae
Product: inter-alpha-trypsin inhibitor heavy chain H3
Exons: 18
Coding region: 1-2781 (926 amino acids)
Source: RefSeq, a predicted model, not a curated record